AGCACAUUCUGGCUGAAGCUAAGCUAACAGGAUGUUCUAUCUGCUGCUGUAACAAUCCAGUCCAGCACUGAGUGGUCUCUGUUCAGACUCGGUACACACUCGGUUCCGGACGUUCACACAAACCGGUUCUGACCCGAAGCUCGCGCUGACAGCAGAGGCUACAGUUAACGCUGUUAGCAUUGGCAGCUAGCUUUAUCUUCAGUCCUGCAGCAGAGAAUCAUAACAGAGCUAACAGAGGCUAGCGCUGGCUAGCAGCUGAGUGCUCGACAACAUGGCGACAGAGGAGAAGAAACCGGAGACAGAGAAUAUCAAGCCGCCUCCGUCCUCCUCCUCCGGGUCUGGGAGCAAGUCCAAUCCAGCCAAACCAAACUACACUGUGAAGUUCACGUUGGCCGGACACACAAAGGCCGUCUCUUCUGUCAAGUUCAGUCCCAACGGAGAGUGGCUCGCCAGCUCCUCUGCAGACAAGCUGAUAAAGAUCUGGGGAGCUUUUGACGGAAAGUUUGAGAAAUCCAUCGUUGGACACAAACUGGGUAUCUCUGAUGUCUCUUGGUCUUCAGACUCCAACCUGCUGGUUUCUGCCUCUGAUGACAAAACACUCAAGAUCUGGGACAACAACUCUGGGAAGUGUCUAAAGACUCUGAAGGGUCACAGUAACUACGUCUUCUGCUGUAACUUCAACCCUCAGUCCAACCUGGUGGUGUCUGGAUCGUUUGAUGAGAGUGUUCGUAUCUGGGACGUUAAAACAGGAAAAUGUCUGAAGACUCUGCCAGCUCACUCUGACCCCGUCUCUGCAGUUCACUUCAACAGAGACGGCUCGCUCAUCGUCUCCAGCAGCUAUGAUGGCCUCUGUCGUAUAUGGGACACAGCGUCAGGACAGUGUCUGAAGACUCUGAUUGAUGACGACAAUCCUCCAGUGUCUUUUGUCAAGUUUUCUCCCAACGGGAAAUACAUCCUCGCUGCUACGCUCGACAACACACUGAAGCUCUGGGACUACAGCAAAGGAAAGUGUUUGAAGACAUACACCGGCCAUAAGAAUGAGAAGUACUGCAUCUUCGCCAACUUCUCAGUCACAGGAGGGAAGUGGAUCGUGUCGGGCUCUGAGGACAGCAUGGUUUACAUCUGGAACCUUCAGACCAAAGAGAUUGUUCAGAAGCUACAGGGACACACAGAUGUGGUGAUCUCGACCGCCUGUCAUCCAACAGAAAACAUCAUCGCCUCGGCUGCUCUAGAAAACGACAAAACCAUCAAACUGUGGAAGAGUGACUGUUAGACUGAAGGAGACGCGAACGCUAACACCCAGAAUUGUGGAGGUCUAUGAAUGCACCACACAUCUGCCACCAGCAGCAUGAGGGAAGAAAUCAUCAAUCUUCGUUUGUUCCCGAAGCACAAACUGAUGAUGUCACUAAGACAUCAAUUUCUCCUCCAGAGAGACAGAAGAACCAUGGCCCGAUCCAGAAUCUGGACUUCAUGUGGGUGUGAGUGUGUGUCUGCUGUGUUCACUGACUCACUGCAACUCUUCUUCAUCUUCAUUACGUUUCAGCUGAGAAAACAAACAGUGAAGUUUUUCUUCAAUUCUGUUUUCAAUUGUUGUAAAUAAAAAUUUUUGACUAUGA
Acanthopagrus latus (yellowfin seabream) is the source of this 1616-nucleotide messenger RNA. Its product is annotated as WD repeat-containing protein 5-like. Gene Ontology annotation, cellular component: Set1C/COMPASS complex. The transcript has 14 exons. The coding region runs from base 272 to 1273 and encodes 333 amino acids. Gene Ontology annotation, molecular function: histone binding. NCBI's taxonomy places the organism in Eukaryota, Metazoa, Chordata, Actinopteri, Spariformes, Sparidae. The record is from RefSeq and is a predicted model, not a curated record.